Messenger RNA from Ailuropoda melanoleuca (giant panda), 4090 nucleotides. RefSeq names its product cryptochrome circadian regulator 2 (gene CRY2). Bases 35 to 1816 code for a protein of 593 amino acids. Gene Ontology annotation, molecular function: FAD binding; DNA binding. Gene Ontology annotation, cellular component: nucleus; cytoplasm. The record is from RefSeq and is a predicted model, not a curated record. NCBI's taxonomy places the organism in Eukaryota, Metazoa, Chordata, Mammalia, Carnivora, Ursidae. Gene Ontology annotation, biological process: circadian regulation of gene expression; entrainment of circadian clock by photoperiod; negative regulation of DNA-templated transcription. The transcript has 12 exons.
CGGAGCGGCGAAGGCCUGAGCGGUCAGAGCGGUGAUGGCGGCGGCUGUGGGGACUGCGGCAGCAGCGGUCCCGGCGCCGGCAGCCGGAGUGGAUGGCGCCUCUUCGGUGCACUGGUUCCGCAAAGGGCUGCGGCUCCACGACAACCCUGCGCUGCUGGCGGCCGUGCGCGGGGCGCGCUGCGUACGCUGCGUGUACAUCCUGGACCCUUGGUUCGCGGCCUCCUCCUCAGUGGGGAUCAACCGAUGGAGGUUCCUACUUCAGUCUCUGGAAGAUUUGGAUACAAGCUUAAGGAAACUGAACUCUCGCCUGUUUGUAGUCCGGGGACAGCCCACUGACGUUUUCCCAAGACUAUUCAAGGAAUGGGGGGUGACCCGCUUGACCUUUGAAUAUGACUCCGAACCCUUUGGGAAAGAACGGGAUGCAGCCAUCAUGAAGAUGGCCAAGGAGGCCGGUGUGGAGGUGGUGACUGAGAACUCUCAUACUCUCUAUGACCUGGACAAGAUCAUUGAGCUGAACGGGCAGAAGCCGCCCCUUACCUACAAGCGCUUUCAGGCCAUCAUCAGCCGCAUGGAGCUGCCCAAGAAGCCCGUGGGCUCUGUGACGAGCCAGCAGAUGGAGAGCUGCAGGGCUGACAUCCAGGAGAGCCACGAUGACACGUAUGGCGUGCCCUCCCUCGAGGAGCUGGGGUUCCCUACUGAAGGACUGGGCCCAGCUGUUUGGCAAGGAGGAGAGACAGAAGCUCUGGCCCGCCUGGAUAAGCAUUUGGAACGGAAGGCCUGGGUUGCCAACUACGAGAGACCCCGAAUGAACGCCAACUCCCUGCUGGCCAGCCCCACGGGCCUCAGCCCCUACCUGCGCUUCGGCUGCCUCUCGUGCCGCCUGUUCUACUACCGCCUGUGGGACCUGUAUAAGAAGGUGAAGCGGAACAGCACGCCCCCCCUCUCCCUGUUUGGGCAACUCCUGUGGCGAGAGUUCUUCUACACGGCAGCCACCAACAACCCCAGGUUUGACCGCAUGGAAGGGAACCCCAUCUGCAUCCAGAUCCCCUGGGACCGCAACCCCGAGGCCCUGGCCAAGUGGGCCGAGGGCAAGACAGGCUUCCCUUGGAUUGACGCCAUCAUGACCCAGCUGAGACAGGAGGGCUGGAUCCACCAUCUGGCCCGGCACGCCGUGGCCUGCUUCCUCACCCGCGGGGACCUCUGGGUCAGCUGGGAGAGCGGGGUCCGGGUAUUUGAUGAGCUGCUCCUGGAUGCUGAUUUUAGCGUGAAUGCGGGCAGCUGGAUGUGGCUGUCCUGCAGUGCAUUCUUCCAGCAGUUCUUUCACUGCUACUGCCCUGUGGGCUUCGGCCGCCGCACCGACCCCAGUGGAGACUACAUCAGGCGAUACCUGCCCAUAUUGAAAGGAUUUCCCUCUCGAUACAUCUAUGAGCCCUGGAAUGCCCCCGAGUCCAUUCAGAAGGCAGCCAAGUGCAUCAUUGGUGUGGACUACCCCCGGCCCAUAGUCAACCAUGCUGAGACCAGCCGGCUCAACAUUGAGCGAAUGAAGCAGAUUUACCAGCAGCUCUCCCGCUACCGGGGACUCUGUCUGCUGGCGUCUGUCCCUUCCUGUGUGGAAGACCUCAGCAACCCGGUGGCAGAGCCCAGCUCGAGCCAAACUGGGAGCAUGAGCAGUGCAGGCCCAAGACCACUACCCAGUGGCCCAGCAUCCCCCAAACGCAAGUUGGAAGCAGCCGAGGAGCCACCGGGUGAAGAACUCAGCAAACGGGCCAGGGUGGCAGAAUUGCCCGCCCCAGAGCCGCCGAGCAGGGAUGUCUGAGAGUGAAUGACAGCAGCCGCAGCACUGCAGCUCCGUGAGCGAAGCCGGGAGCCCGAGCAGCCACCGCGGGAGCAGAGCGCGGCCCGCAGAGCCGCUGACCACCGGUGGAGACGGAGCAAGCCUAUGUGCAUGUGUGUACGUGUGUGCGGAGGAAGCAGUGGUGUGCCUGUUCGCGUGUGCAUGCGUCUGUUUACGCUCUUGUGAUUCUGAACACUGCUUGGGCUGGAGGACACCUCAGCCUCCAGACACCGGGCCAGAGGUCAUGGCAGUGACUUUCAGCCAAACCUGUCCCUGGGAGCCGGCUGCCUUGUCUGAAGAGAAGAGUCGUAGGACCCUAGCUGGGAUUCUGGCAUCUGCCGCACCCCACCCCCACGCGGAGCCCUCCGUCCCUCUUUCAUCACAUCGGACUGAGGAGCAGGAAGGCAACUUUGCUGGCUUUUGUCCAGAGCAUGAGAUUCUAGAAGCAGCCAGGUCCCCGCUGAGUUCCCGCUUUAUGAUGCCGGAGGCUGGGCAGGCUGGAGGGGACAGAUGCUGUCCAGAUACAGUCACCUGGUCUGGCUUCUUUCUUAUUUUAAAAUUUCCUGCCGCUGUGUCCUCCAGAGCCUUCCUCGGGCAUCUGGGACUGAGCGUGAGGCUGUAAACAGAUCUGCAGACUUGCCACCUUCGGAGGGAGGUACACCCAGAUACCCGGCCAGUGUGCCACAGACACAGUACUGUAGACGCUGGCCCAGAAAGUGCAGCCCCCUUUCCGGGGCUGAAAACCUAAGGUUAUCAGAAUAUCGAAGGUUAUUGUCGAAUCUGAGCUUUUACUGUUCCUUCUUCAAGCUGAGAGCCAGCCUCUGCGCUCACUGUGGCGACUCAGUGCCUCUGCCAGGAAGAAGCCAGGUUCCUGGUGGGAGAAAGCCCUCUGGCCCCCUGGCCACAUCACCGUGCUGCCACUGAGGUCAGCUGACACCCAGCCAGGAAAGCCGUGCUAGCCUGUGGUCUGUAGACUUCUGGGGCCUGCCUGGGACUGGUCAGCGUCCAAGCUGCUCUGUCAGCUCUCCCAGUGGCUGGAUACCAAGGACCCCAGCAAGUGGACUCGGGCGGGAGCUGCCAGGGACAGUUGGGAAAUGUCCUAGUAGAGAUCUCAACCAGCACACCAACCCUUCCAGAAGCAGCAGGUGGGAGGUUUGACCCAGAGAAGCCAAGGCCUUGCAUUCCAGGAGUGGCCUGGCCUCCCAUCUCAACCCUCCCACUGUUGAAUGCCUGUGUGGAGAAGGACACAAUGAAAAGGACUGUGUGGUCAGCUAGAGCAAGUCUUCCUUCCACCCCGUGGCCUGCACUUGAGCCACAAAGAGUGUGUGUGUGUAACUGAGAGGCUAAUUCCUCUUUGGAUUUUUGUCCUCACAUGUAACAUUAAGCUGGCCUCUGGGCCUUUUCCUCUCUACCUCCCCUGUGACCUUUCCCAGCCUCAUAGCUGUUAACUCCCUUGGCCCUUGCCCUGUCCCUCAUUGUCCUCCUCUAUCCUUGGACCAGAACCCUGGAGUCAGGCCUCUGUUCCCUCAGCUGUCCAGCACAUUGACAGGCUUCUUCCUGAGAUGUCCUCAGGUUUUCUCAGCCAGAGAGCUGCCUUUAGAGUCCCCACAGUUGUAUGUAUGUCACCCUCACUAGAAAUGUCCCGUAAUAAUGUGGGGGAAGCAGGGCACAGGUGAUGGUGUCUAUUCAGAGCAUUGAGUUGGGGUCUUCUCUGUUCCCCUAGCCCCAGCCAGGAGGAAAGAGAAUGGGGGGCUGUUGCCAGAAGGGGAGUAGAGCAAACCUCGAAGGGCUAGUUUGAGAAAUUGAGAAUGCCAGAGGACUUGGGGCCAGAGUCAGUUUUGUUCAGCAGCACUGCCAAAUACGAGGGGGUUUCCCUUUUCCUGCCUAUUAGAUGAUGGCCCUUUUCCCUGAGGUACAAGUUGGUGAGACCACCUCCCCCUACUUCUCCAUCCCUGGCAAGCUGGCCCAUUCCCAGUGGAGUAGAGCGGUCCACUCCCAGACCUGGGAGGGGAGGGGAGGGGGCAUCCAGUGGCCCAGAGUUCCACGAUGGCUUCAUGCCUCCCCUCUUCUGACCCACGUGUCCCCGGGCUGCCACAGAAUAUUGACCCAAAUCCUAAUCCAAGGGCUGGCAUGGGGAAGAGAUGGUCGCAGGCAAAAUGCACUUUAUACAGAGAUUUUAUUACUGGGAAGGUGUGUUUCUCCCACAGUUUGUGAAUAUUCACUUGUUUCAUAAAUGUCUGAUCCUGUCUGAGCAAA